Molecule: messenger RNA, 750 nt
Organism: Triticum turgidum subsp. durum (durum wheat)
Lineage: Eukaryota; Viridiplantae; Streptophyta; Magnoliopsida; Poales; Poaceae
Source: the annotation of a GenBank genome assembly
AUGCCGGCCCUCCCGCGCCCAGCACGAUGCCGCCGCCGCCGCACCCACGAACACACAUCAUACAUGGCGCACGCUGGUGAAAUGGCGUCCUUCUACGACGCCUGGGUGGGCCGCGAGGAGGAGAUGGUGUCCGACCUCACGGCCGCGCUCGGGGCGCGCCGGCGCGACGCGCUGGCGCCGCUCGUGGACGCCGCCAUGGACCACGUGGCCGCCUACUACGAGCACAAGGCGAGCCUCGCCGACCGCGACGUGGUGGCGGCGCUGGACCAGCGCUGGCUCAACCCGCUGGAGCGCACCUUCCUGUGGGCGUGGGGGUGGAGGCCCGCGCUGGUGUUCCGCUUCGUGGACGGCUCCGGCGCCGUGGGCCCGCGCCAGCGCCGCGAGCUGGAGGACCUGCGCGCGGCCACGGCGGCGGCCGAGAAGGAGGUGGACCGGGAGGUGGCGGCCGUGCAGGAGUCCCUGGCGGGGCCGCGCGUGCUGGAGGCGCUGCGCCAGCGCCGGCAGCACCCGCGCAACGGCGUACAGGCCGACGAGGCCGUGGCCGCGGUGGGGCGGUCGCUCCGCGUGCUGCUGGCCGCGGGCGACGCGCUCCGCGAGCGCACUGUGCGCGGCGUCGUCGGGGUGCUGGCCCCGGACGCGGAGCAGGCGGGCGCGUUCGUCGCGGCCAUGCUGAGGUUCCACCUCGGCGUCCACCGCGCCGGGCGCGCCUGGAGCUCCUCCGGCCGCGGCGGCGGCCGGCGGGGCCUCUAG